AUGAUGACACCCUUCAGCAGAAUCACUAGCAAUCCCAAUUCUACAGUAUCAGCCCCAUACUGGCAGGAUAACUCCACAGAACCUGGAUCACCACAGUCUCAUGCCUACUAUGCCCUCUGGUACUGCAUCUUGAUCUUGGCCAUCGUUUUUGGGAAUGUCCUAGUCUGCCUGGCAGUGUUGAGGGAACGUAGCCUGCAAACUACCACCAACUACCUUGUGGUGAGCCUGGCAGUAGCAGACCUGCUUGUGGCCACUUUGGUGAUGCCAUGGGUAGUAUACCUAGAGGUCAGUAUACUUUAGGCUUGCCAGUCCUAUGGCUUUUCUUUUAGUAUUUAUGCAUGAUUAAUAUACUCUCAAAUUUUGUCAUCCAUUUAGAACUAUACAAAACAGUAAACAUCCACAGCUAUGGUCUAUAUCAGGGGUCAGCAAACAUUUUAAGCAGGGGGCUGGUCCACUGUCCCUCAGACCUUGUGGGAGGCCAGACUAUUUUUGGGGACGGGUGGGAUAUGAACAAAUUCCUGUGCACCACAAAUAAAGCAGAGAUGCAUUUUAAAUAAAAGCACACAUUCCACUCAUGUAUAUAAAUACUGAUUCCCGAACCAUCCGCGGGCCGAAUUUAGAAGGCGAUUGGGCCAGCCCCGGCCCCCAAGCCUUAGUUUGCCUACCCAUGGUCUAUAUUGUUUCUUCCUCCACCCUUAAAUUGUGCGAUUAUUGUAUUAUUCUGCAGGUUAUCAUAUGGGCCCAAACUGAUCCAACAAAGAGGGCUCUGGGACCUAACUUGAUGAUACAUUGAACUGGUAAAUUACCAGAAAAGGUGGACAUUCAGUUAUGGAUAGGUCACUGUUUCAACCCAAGUACCUUACGUACCUUACAAAAACAGCAUGAGGAAUCUCUUUGUUGCACACAUGUGAUGGACUCCGAGUGUUCUCUGCUUCUUCUAGUUUUAUAACUAAAUCAUAAAAGAAAAAUGUAACCCAGGUCUAGCGGAAAAAGUGAAUAACAGAGGAGUAUCAAUUGUUAGAUUUGUGCUGCUAAGCACAAAUAUCCAUGUGCAUUUUCAUGUCUAUGCAUUGUUGGUGUAGAAACAUAUAAUUUUAACAGAGCUGAGUUUACAAACUUUUAACUGUUUAUUAAUGAACACUUUAAUUAAAUAGAUACCAAUAGUCCCAUCCUGUCCACAGAUCUGGAAUUAUAUGAUCCAAGAAGGGGACAGAAAAUACUAAUAUAGACACAAUCUGAACAGAAGCACCAUCUACACUGCAAUCUCAGUGCUCACAGAUAUUCUGUGCAACAAAAUAAUUCAGAUAUUUUGUUGUUGCGCUGCUUCUUGCUAGCUGAUUUUAAGAUGGGUUUUUAAUUAAUUUUAGAAGCUAAGGUGACAUACAUACAUAAUACACAUAUGCCACACGUACUACAGAGCUGUUGCCCUCCCACAGUGCAGACUUUUCUGCACUUGGAAAAACAGUUCCUCUUACAAAUAUAUGCCUCAACACAUCGCUUGCAUUUAUGGGACUGGGGUGACAGAAUUAUGCUUUGGAUGGCAAAGGCAAGAAUACCCAGCUGGAAUACUGAUGUUCCUUCUUGAAAGGUGUAUUUGACAUCACUUGUCCACAUGCCCUUGAUGAAAAUGUCUUCAGCUAAUUGCCAGUAGCUUUUCUCCAGACCAUGAAUUUUCCAGCCCAUUAAGUAGCACAUUCUGCCCUAGAAUCCAAGAGAAUAGCGGGGGGCCACUAGGGGGGGCCACUAGGGGGCGCAUUGGAAGAUGGCUGACAAUACCAUCUCUCCGACACACACAGGGUAAUUAAGAGGCUGUUAUGGGAGUAGGCAGCCUCCCUUGUUGCCCCAAGGAAAUGGGGAACACUGCCCUUGCCUGCUGUGCCCAUAAAUCACCCCCCUAAUUCGAAAGAAGGGGUGAGGGCCCUAGGCAGAAUGCCCCCGUGUGGACCUCGGCUCUCCUGGACGCUGUCUCUGAUCGUGCACUAGUUGCAGCAAUUUGGAAUAAUUAAUUACAAAAGAAGCAAAUGCACAUAUUUCAAGUGAAGAAGGGGAGUGAAGUCUGCUAAUUUAAGUGACCUCUGCGAAAGAAGACGAUGGGCUGGAGAAACAGGAAUAUUUUACGAUGAAGAUACACCAAAGGCGGGGUAUGUUGACAACGGGGCUGAAUGGGGGAACCUUUUUACUUUCCUUCUAUGUGAUUUACAAGAACCCCUCCUCAUUAGAACCGUCGGUUGAACUGACCCAAGCAGGAUGAUUAAGGUCUGUGUGGAGAUAAACUUUAACCAAAAGUAUGCUUUAUGGAGACCGAGAAGCAAUAAGAGCUUUUGGGAAUGGCGCAACAAUUAAUUCGGAGUCGCCAUCUUGCCAAAGGAUUUAUAGCCGGGAGGAAGAACGGAUUUGUUUUCAGACUGCAUUCCUAGUGAAUCUCCUCAGAGGUUUUGAGAAAGGAGGCAGAUUGGUGAAGAUUAAUGACGCUAAGACUGUUUUGAUGUAUGGAAGUGAUGUUAUAUGGAAAACGUCUGGAUAUGGCUACUGGAUAAAAAAAUAAUAUCCACGCAGGAUUACAAACUGUUCUAACCAGCUUGCGGAGACUAUCAGAGGUCACAAAGAGAAAGGAAAAAUAUAUGAAAAUAACAACAAGAGAUGUGGAAAAAUAAUAAGAAAGGACUGGAUAGUACUGUGAACAUCAUAAGGUUAGAUUUGUGGACAUUAAAACAGCAGUAAGAAGCAAGAAGUUGAUUGGAUCCCUUUGGAACUUGAAAUAUGGGUACCCCCAACAAAAAUUUAAAAUUCGGCUGUGUAAUUUGGAAUUUAUGUAAUUUGGUUUGAUUUGAUGUGAUUGGUCGGCUAAUAAAAAAUUAUUCUUAAAAAAAAAAUAGAAUCCAAGAGAAUAGCACCCAUGCAUUAAUGUAUGUGGCUGACAACGGAUGGAGAUGGAGAGUAUUUGUCCAGAGAACUCAGGGUCGUAAGACAAUAGUUAAAACAGUGAACCAUGCAGUUUUGCCAUGUUAUCCGCACCUGCAAUACUCACGUAAUAAAUCUGAUUUGUUUUAAGAAUACACCUAAUUAGUCCAUUUUAAGUAGGGGUGAAUAACUGUUAAGGAUCUCGAAUGACAACCAUGCUUGGCUGCACCUACAAAAAGGAAGCAUUUCAUAUAGCAAUCCGUAGAACGCUUCUGGGGGCAGUCAAGGUGUCAAAUGGUCUGCCACUUCUCCCAGAUGAGAUAAUAAUAUCGCUUUGGGAUUCAUCACUUAAAAAAUAAAAUAAAAACCUAUUAUGGCUGUAAGAAUAACCUUUCUGUAAUUUAUCUCAUGGAAUAAAUGCCACUCUUUCAAAUAUGGCAUAUAUAACAAAUCUCGCGUUUCAAAGCUAAAAGAAAGUUGAUUAAGCCAAUCUUCCUAUCAAUUAAGUGUUCAAGGGUCCCAGCUAAUUCUAUGUAUCUGGUAGUUCUACUGUGAAUGACUCGAACUUGGUUACUGGUAUACAUUUUCCUAAAUGUGGCAUAGGCUAAAAAUGAAAAGGGCUGACAUACAUUUGAAUUAAGCUAACUGUUUUUUAAAAAUAUGUUAUUUUGUUGAGCUACUAAGACCUAAUUGCAGGUCUUCCUUGCUUUCAACACUAUGGAUGCCAGGCAGAAAUCCACUUUGGAUUCUUCACCAACAUGUGCCUUUCCCACAGAUUUUAUCCUUAGUACACCUAAUGAGGUUGGUUUCUUAUGCAGCCUGAGGAAAUAUCUAUAUGACCAACAUAUCCCAGGAUAUGUUGGUCAUAUAGGGCCAACUGGGUGAAACCAUAGUACUAAAAAUCAGUGCUCAGGAAUGUCCCUGCAAACAGUUAUGUUUCUACCAACCAGCACAACACCAUUUCCAUAGGUGCCUACCAUACCUCUAGGCAAUACAUCUCUGACAUUGCAGAGCUGAAAACAAAUGGAGGCAAACAAAUUAAGUGGAUUUCCACUUACUACUGCUGCACAAUGGUUUGGAGCUUCUAUCAUCUGGCAAUAUCACUCUUCACUCAGUAACAGAUCAAGCAUUUCUCUUUUCAGUGAUGCACUGACUAAUUGCUUUCUGAAGAUAUUUAGGUAGAGUGCUCAGUCCAUUAAAAGUAUCUGUUUUAGGAAGAUAUAGCUGAAUGCCUUGGGAUACAAUCCUAAACACACUUUCAUGGAAGUAAAUUCCAUUAAAAUAAUUAUAUAUAAUGAAGGCAAAAAUAGCUGAGAUAAUGAAAAAAUAAAUUAGGUCUCUAAUCUGAUUUUCAGCUGUCAGUAAUUGUAUUGGCUUCAGUGGAAUUGCUGAAACCUUCAUUGAUGUAAAUAAGAAUGGAUUUCUGCCCAUUCUUUUAAAAUCUGGUGGGUUCCUGGUUUAUACUUGCAUUCUUCAUUUGUUUAUUCAUUGCACUGUAUCACACACUUCCUUCAAGGUACUCAUAAUGGCUCUACCCUCUUCUUUUCACCACAACUCUGUGAAGUUUGUUAGACAAGAGGGACAGUGACUGGCCUAUAGCUAUUCGACAAACUUCAUGGCUGAAAGGGAUAUAAACCGGGGUCCCCCACCUUUAGUCUCACCAUAACCACUAUGUUGUUGUUGUUGUUGUUUAGUCGUUUAGUCAUGUCCGACUCUUCAUGACCCCAUGAACCAGAGCAUGCCAGGCACUCCUGUCUUCCACUGCCUCCCGCAGUUUGGUCAAACUCAUGCUGGUAGCUUCAAGAACACUGUCCAACCAUCUCGUCCUCUGUCAUCCCCUUCUCCUUUUGCCCUCCAUUUUCCCCAGCAUCAGGGUCUUUUCCAGGGAGUCUUCUCUUCUCAUGAAGUGGCCAAAGUAUUGGAGCCUCAGCUUCAGGAUCUGUCCUUCCAGUGAGCACUCAGGGCUGAUUUCCUUAAGAAUGGAUAGGUUUGAUCUUCUUGCAGUCCAUGGAACUCUCAAGAGUCUCCUCCAGCACCAUAAUUCAAAAGCAUCAAUUCUUCAGCAAUCAGCCUUCUUUAUGGUCCAGCUCUCACUUCCAUACAUCACUACUAGGAAAACCAUAGCUUUAACUAUACGGGUCUUUGUUGGCAAGAUUGCAUUCACUGUAAUCUGAACAGGCUACCCUCAGACAGAGAUGCCACUAUCUACCAGUUACCUGGAAAUGCAAGUGGGCAGAAUGCUAUCGUGCUUAGGUCCCGCUUGAAGGUCUGCUGUAGGCAUUUGCUUGGCAGGAUGGUGGGGUCAAUGGGCCUUUGAUCUGAUCUAGCAGGGUUCUUCUCGUGUUCUUAGGCCAUUCAGGGAAAACAGAUGGACACUGCCCCUCAAUGUUUCAGAUGACAGGUGACUAUUUCUCAGGAACACCUAUAUUUCUGUUCUACCUAUGUCAAUUUCUGUUACAAGCAAUAGACAGCACAAACCUAUAAAUGUUUACUCGAAGUAAGUUUCAUUGAGUUCAGUGGAGCCGAUUGGUAGGCAUCUAUCUGUCUCAGGAGACAAUGGAGGAAUGUGCCUUUUUUUCCCCUUUUCUUUUUUCUUUUUUUUUUUUGAGUGGGGGAAUCAAACUGUUAGAGAGUUACAGUGCUUGCUGUGGCUGUAGAGACCAAUAUGGGAGAGACAUCCUUUCUUGCAGCUGGGACAGAUGAAGGCGCCCAGUUGCACCAUGGUGUUUCUUUUCUCCACGGUCGUCCCAGUGGUCAUUCCUCCUCUGGUCACUAUUGCGGACACUACUGUGGAUACUCAGUGGAGCUUACUCCCAGGUUAAUGGGUAUAAGAUUGCAGCCUAAAUAGAUUUAUGCAUUAGCUGUGCGUUUUGAAGGUGUGUAUCUUUUUGUGGCAACAAAAUUAGAUUAUUUACAAAAAUUAAAAUUAGAUUAUUUAUAUUUAAGCUUUUCGGUUAAUCCCACCUUGCACACAAAUUGGCUGAAUUUAAAAUACAGCUCUUGCAUGACAGAUUCUAAUGUAGUGCUUUUGAAUAAGUGUUCCAAAAGACCAACUUAUGCAGUAGAUUCAAAAUGUUUUAUUAGAAAUUGGUUUUUUUUUAAAGUUUGGUUUUAAUUGCUUUUGAUGGCAUUUUUUCUUCAUUUUAACAUGUUUCAUUUAUUAUUCGACUGAAUGUUAUACAUUUCGUAUCCUAGAAGUAGAGGUGUGCACACAAGAGACUAAAUUGUAGUAUUUGCCUAUCCAAUGCUGUUUGGAUGCAAAAAAAAAAAAAGAAAAGAAAAAGAGUCUGGACUUUUGUUGUAUAUAUAUCAAAACAGGAAAUUUCAGACCUUUUAUGUGCAUCUGCAACAAAUCUCUCUCUGCCUAAUAACAGCCUUGUGCCUCUCUGUUGGAAAGUGUGCAUGAAACAGAACAAUAAUGAAUAAUGAUGAGUAAAUCAAACCUAGGGCUAUAGAAUUAUGAAGGGCAGCUGAACAGAUGCUGCCUGUUUCAGCCACUCAUUAGCAUUUAGUGUUUUUAUUACUAUUGAAAAAUCAGUAACAGGCAAAGUGAUCUCUCAUUUUGGCACUUCCACAGACCUUAAAGCAAGCACAACUCCCAUGGUUUUUACUAGCAUUUUGUAGUUUAAAUUGCCUUUAAUUAGGUCUUUUCUCAGCUAAGGAACACUCUUUCGGUCUGAGUGCUACAUGCUGAAUGGCUUCUCAUGCACAAUACUGAGGUAAAUAUCACCGUGAUCUAGAGAAGCCUUUUCAGUGGUAUCCUCUCUCACAGCUUCCAACUUCACAAGGCAGAUAGCGUAUUUAAGAGGCAAGAGAAGGCCAGCACCCUGCCAGCCUUAUUCAAAAGAUUUAUAUCCUGCCUUUCAGGACAGGUGUCCUCCCAUAAAUAUAGCCUUAUUUCACAUAAAAUCAUUUAUGUGAGUCUACCAUUGCACCCCUUUAAAAUGAGCAGCAAAAAUGUCAGUAAGACACAGCAAUUAAUGAAAAAAGUGGAUUGAAAUAAAAGCAUCUGAGAAAGGGACCAUCCAUAUUUCAUGGUGGGUUAAUGGAAAAUUAAGAGUGGUCUUACUUUGUGAAGUUUCUCUGCUGUGAGACACCCCCUAGCAAAAGGUAUGGAAGGAAGGAAGGAAAUCAGCAACCCAAGAAAAUCACAAGUUUAUGAAGCUAGCAAUACCAAAUAACUACUUGGGGCGCAAAGAGAGUGGGAAGAAUUUACAGAGCCUACCUUGAUAGAGUGCAUAGUCAUAUACAUAGCAUAAGAAGAACGCAAGGAAGUGAUCUCUAAGUAGACUAUGGUGUAAAAUAAUUAUUUGACUUGAGGCCUACCAGAAUCUAUCAUGGCUGCUUGACUAGGCCUGGCUUGUUGAAGGGGAGUUUGAAUGCUAAAUAAAACCUGUUGGAACGUAUGCAGAAACACAUGAAGUCAAUUUCUAAAUAUUAUGCAGUACAUGGCCAGCAAGAACAAGCAGAGGUAUUUUCCCUUGCUCCCUCAUACAGCCCACAACAGACCAGAGAACAACUGUGGUUUAGCGGUUUCAUACAGCAUUGAUAAUUUCAUAUAUUUAAUAUGGGUUUGCUUGCUUUUUUGAGGUAUGUUUACCCUGUCAUGCCGCAGGGCAGCUAACAAUAAAACAAAUUAAAAUGCAAUAAAAAAUAAAAAAAUACUAAGAAACUGUGGCAGUGGCCCAAAGGGCCACAAUAAAUGUGAUAAUGUAUACCCCUGUAAAUCCUUGAGUGUGCUUCUAAUAGAGAAGUUAUGGUAGCCUGUUACUUUAUGAAAGUGAUGAUUUUGCAAGUUGCCCCCCCCCCAAAAAAAAUUGGGGCAGAAAUACAGCUAAUAUGUGAAUCACAAAGAUACAGCUCAAAGCUAGAACAUAAGUUGCUACAUGGCGCAAAUGGCUACACAAAACACAAGUUCCCAACAUGCACACUAACAAAAUGUAACAGAACACAGUGGGAAUCAGAACUUAAUCAGCAGACAUCUGAAGGCAGCCCUGUUUAGGGAAGUUUUUAAUGUGUGACAUUUUAAUGUAUUUUUUAUCUUUGUUGGAAGCCGCCCAGAGUGGCAGGGGAAACCCAGCCAGAUGGGUGGGGUACAAAUAAUAAAUUAUUAUUAUUAAUUAUUAUUAAAUUGCCAGUGCUUGUUGUGCAUGUGUUUUAAACAUGAAAUGAUGUAAUGAUUUAUAUGACUGGUGAAAAUUGAAAUGCUUUGUUUGAAAUUUUAUAAACACCGCUGCCUGAACCACCGGGCAGGGUUGCAGUUUUGCGGAACGAUCUGACUAUAACCUAUUGCUUUGUAAUAAACACCGUUGGACUCCUAACUCCUCACGUUUCUGAGUUUUAUUGGCGUAAACUCAGAGAUAAGCCAUUUUCUGGCUUACAACAAAACAAUAAAACAGCAGAUGAGAAACCACAAUAAAAACGAAAAGACAAUAAACUCAAUUAAAAAUAAUAGCAGAUCAGGCAAUUAAAAGGAGACAGAUAUCAUAAAAAGCCAUUAAGCCUAAGAGAACAGCAUGGCCUUUAUCCAUUGUCUAAAAGUUGGUGAAGAAGGCACCAGACUUUUUAUUCUAUUUUUUUAAUAAAACCUAUUGAUAUCCCACUUUUUUCAAGAUCUCAAGGUGGAUAACAAAAAUUCAGCAAAAUAGCCAAUACAAAAUGAAACAUAAAAGUACACAUGAAAACAAUUCAUAAUGCUCACUUGAGCAGCCAUACUUUUAACGAAAGGUUACCAACAUAGGAGCCAGCCAAAUAUCACGGAGCAGGGAAUUUAAAAGCCAGGAUGCAACCACAGACAAGAAGGCCUGGCCUCACAUUUCCAUGGGGGAUCAAGUUCCAAUGGUGGGAUAUUGAGGAAAGCCUCCAUGGCUAAUUAAUUCUCAGGCAGCCUGUGCAAAAAAAAUUUUUAAAAAAUACUGGCCUAAUAAGUUCUCUGGUUCCAAAUAUAUCCAGGGACUGAGUGCCACUGUUUGGGUGCCACUGCUGAAGAGGCCUUCUUUUCAGUAUCCUUUCAGAGCCCAGGAGCUGGGGGGAAACAACAACAAAAGCCUCCAGAACAGAUCUUAAUUGAUGGGCAGGUUCAUGAGGGAAAAGAUGGUCUUUUAGAUACCCAGGUCAUGGUAAUUUAAAGACCAAUACCAAAACUUUGAAUUGUGUCCCAAAACAAACUGACAACCUGUGAAGCUUUAGGGGGUUUUUUGGAUUAGAAUUACAUGCUCUCUGUAGUUGGCCCCAUGUAAUAAUCCAACUGCUGCAUUUUGCACCACUUACAGUUUUUGAACAUUUUUGAGAUGCAGUUCCACAUGCAAUGUAUUACAGUAACGUAGACUGGGUAAAUAGACCAUGAAUAAUUGAAUGAACACAGCUGCUGAAUCAGCUAAAUUUUACCUCUCCGUGCACUGCAGCCUCAAUGAAAAUAGGUUUCCUGUCCCUACUAUUAAGUAAGGGAGGGAGCUGGGGCAGGCGGGGAAACUGGCAAAGUUCCUAAUGGCACAUUUAGUGUCAUGUCUAGUUUAGCCCUGGGUGUUGAUUUCCCCGGACCUGCAAGGAUGAACUUGAAUGAUUAUUUGCAGGGUUUGAUGCUUCAGUUCUUUUGUGAUGGAAUUAAAAAAAUAUAUAUCCUGGUGAUCCUAGUUAACAUAUCCCCACAUCCAUUCCCCCACUUUCUAGAUUUGUGUCUAGAGCAGCAUUUAAUUCUCAAAGGCAGGGCUAACUGCAAGAGGAUAUAUGGGUUGAAAUCCUAGGAGCCACACAGCUUUCCUCUAUGAACAAGUCCAUAUAAAACAAUUCUACAAUUCAAAUGGGAAGGAGCAACUGCAGUGCGUUAGUAUUCAGUGCAAUGCAAUAGUGACAUUUUGUGGUUGAUAUUUAGGUGAUGGGAGGAGUCUGGAAUUUCAGCCGUGUUUGCUGUGACAUAUUUGUUACUAUGGACGUGAUGAUGUGCACAGCCAGCAUUUUAAAUCUCUGUGCUAUCAGCAUUGACAGGUAAGAACAAAAAAGCACAACAGUAAGCUGUGGUAGAAAUGGGAGGUUCUCAGGUGGGCUAAGACAGGGAAGUGGGUUGAAUUUUAUGUUAGGGAUUUAUAUAGAAAAACAAUUGUGCCACAUAUGUGCAUGCCACGUAAUACGUCAGAUAAUUGUGCCACAUAUGAUAGUUUUUUAUGUAUGUGUCAGACAUUAGAUUCCCCAUCUGUGUCUUUUUUAGCAAAGUAAAUGUGGGGAAUAUAAAGAGUUUCCAUAAAGUUAAGCAGAUGUGAUAGCAAACUAUGGCCUGGUUCGUACAUCAUGGUAAGCCAUGGCAUAUCAGGACCAUGCAAAUGUGCUAGAUGAAUCCCAGAUUUCCCUCCUCCUUAAGCACAAUCUGUACCUAAGGUUGGUCCUAUGGUUACAUUUUACGGCUAAGGAGAAGAGACAUUAACCACAAUCCCCAAAUUGGUAAAGGUAAAGGUAAAGGUAAGGGGACCCCUGACCAUUAGGUCCAGUCGUGGCCAACUGUGGGGUUGCGGCGCUCAUCUCGCUUUAUUGGCCGAGGGAGCUGAUGUACAGCUUUCGGGUCAUGUGGCCGGCAUGACUAAGCCGCUUCUGGCGAACCAGAGCAGCGCACAGAAACGCCAUUUACCUUAUUUAUCUACUUGCACUUUGACGUGCUUUCGAACUGCUAGGUUGGCAGGAGCAGGGAAUGAGCAACAGGAGCUCACCCCGUCAUGGGGAUUCGAACUGCCGACCUUCUGAUCGGCAAGUCCUAGGCUCUGUGGUUUAACCCACAGCGCCACUCGCGUCCCUCCCCAGCUUGGACAACACCCUAAAAACCUUGACUUAUCUGUCAUGUCAUGCUGUGCUAAAAAGACGGGGCAUAUAGCAAAGUGGGUGCAAACUCAUCUCUGGGAGCUAACAAUUUCAUGCAGUCCUGUUAACACAUAGCUUGGCUUAACAUGAUGUGUGAAUGAGGCCUAUACAUAUGUUACAUGCACACACAUAUAAUAGUGCCUCAACCUUUUUUACACUCAUUUAAAUGGAGUGGGGAGGGGGACAAAAGAUUUCUGCACUGGCCAUUUUUAUUCCACCCAGUCAUGCAUCUGAAACCCAGUGACAGCACCAGAAAAAGGGAUGGGGCACAGAAGGAGCAAAGUAUAUUUCAGGGGUGGGGGGCAAUUGCAUUCCAUAUGUUAAGAUCUCUGAAAGAAAAAUAACAGUAUAUGCUAAUGACAGGAGUUCAGCAGUGUGAGGAGUGAGCUUCUUUGAUGGGGGUGAACUUGCCCCCCCCCCCCUCUGGUGCUGCCCAUGCUGAAACCAUACAAAGGAGGAAAACAGAUUGUGAUUUUGAGCAGGCAAAUGGGAAAAGAUUAAUAAUCCCUUUUCUAGACAUUGUACCUUCACUCAAAAUCACGUCCUCCAGCUGCUGCUUUUAAUUAACAAAAAAGUCAGGGUUUCAUUACACAUGGCCACAUCCUCUGACAUGCGCGCGCACACACACACACACGUGUGUGCAGAAAGCAUUGCUUGUAGAAAUCUCUUGUCAUGAUUGGCUAUGUCUUUGAUUCGCUGCCUCUUCUUACCAUUAACAGAUACUGACUUACCCGAUUCUUUUUUCCAAUCUCUUUUCCACGCUGCUUGCCUUUUUUCAUCUCUGGCUAUUACUACUGAAUUGUUUUUCACUUUUCUCAUCUUCCAUUUUGCAUCAUUGUAUUUAUUCUGUUUUCCCAUCUCUUUUACUUUCUUCCACUUUGAAUUCAACUUUGUCUUAUCUUCCUCUGUUUCUGAAUUCCAUUCCCUUCCCUUCCCCUUACAUUUCUUGUACAACAACUCCUCCGUCUUCAUCACCCUUGCUUUGGAGUUGGUUCACUUUGCAGAUACACUGCAGUGGUUAUGCCUGUUCAUUAUCAGUACAGCACAGGGCCCAGCUCUUGCCGAAGGGUGUCCAUUAUGAUAGCAGUGGUCUGGUUGUUGGCAUUUGCAGUUUCCUGCCCUCUUCUCUUUGGCUUCAACACCACAGGUAAAUACAGUAACAAUACCUUGAAGCACAGGCUUUGUACACAAACAUGGGGCCUCCUACGGCUUAUGGCUUUAAGAACUCAGCUUCCCCUUUUUCCAAGAACAUGCUGGAAAAGCCAUCCUACUUCUGUCAACUGUGGAAGAUAUUAAAAUGGCUACUGGAAAAAUGUUCAGCCUCCAAACUACAUUUUUUAGAUCUUACUGGUUUGUAGAAACAAAAACAUAUUGUAUUUGUUCUAAGAACCAUACCUUUAUUAUUCACACACAAAAAUAUGUAGCAUGAAAGUUACUCUACCUCCUCUUUUCUAUGUGUCUUUUCGCUCAGGUGAUCCAAAUAUUUGUUCCAUAUCCAAUCCCAACUUUGUUAUCUACUCCUCUGUGGUGUCAUUUUAUCUUCCGUUUUUGGUGACCCUGCUGCUCUACAUCCGGAUUUAUAUGGUGCUGAGGCAGAGACAAAGGAAGCGAAUCCUCUCCAGACAAAGCAGCCACAGCGGUAAAACCUGCUACAAACAACAGGUAUGACCCAACAUACAAACAAAAAGGCUUUAUUUAGAAAGGGCCUUAACUGUCAUAUUCUAUAUAGUAUGCCUGUAGGGUUCUACUGGAGCCCAUAAGGGGUGAAAUAGAAACAGCCCUAUCAACUUGCAACAGGCCUAUGUAGGCCUCAUUUCUACACCUCCUGUGCCUCUUCCUCAUAUGGAGUCUGCUCAGCUCCCAUAAACUACUGCAGCUGUUGUUUCCUUGCAGCUGUUGUUAAGACAACAGUUCCCACCUGGAGGUAGCACAUGGGCUGCUUUUGGCCUUCUGCAAUGCAUUCUCUCUGCCUAAUCUCAUGUCCUACUUGUGAGCUUUCCAUACGCCUCUGGCAGGAUACUAGUAAACCUUUAGUCACACCCAGAAUCACUCUUUUCAUGUUCUAAGAAUGGGAAGGGUUUCUUAGUUUCUUCCUCUCUGGCUUUUUGGUUUAGUCAGACUCACCCCUCAGUUGGAACAGAUGCUUUUCCCCACCCCACCCUGCUCAGUGGGCAAUAAGACACGGGCAUAUCUGCUCAGAAGAAUUUUGCAGGGUUUUGAAUAUGCAAAGCUGAUUUGAGCAUAGCAUUAGCAGAGGGGCAACUGAAACUGUUUACCAAUCAUGAGCCAUGAUGGAUCUGUUAGUCUUCAUAUCAGCUAUUUCCAGCUCUACUGGAAUGAUUCACUUAUGUGGUAACAAGCACUAGUGAAAUAAAUUACUUGCCUUUGAACUGCUAAUUUUAUUACUUACUUUUGGGAACAAGUAUUUUAUUUACUAGUUUCAGGUUCAUAGACCUAAAUGGGUAUCAUAAGGUAUCAAAUAAGGUAUCAAAUAUCUCUGUUGAGAACACAGAAUGUCAUCAGGACUGCUGCAGCAAUUGCAGCCUCAGGCAAUAAAAGCUACAGGAGAUGAUGGAUCCACUUUAGUGGUUAGUUUUUGUUAUGAAUAAAGUUUCUAACUGCUAAUUUCAGUGGAAACACACAUUAUUUAAAGCACGGGUAUUUAAAAUAUCAGAUAUACUGCCCCUACCCUGAAGAAGAAAUUACAUAUACAAUUUGCAACACUCUAUGGGUUAAGUUAAAUAUUAGUUUUAUACUAACUAGCAUCCAAAUAGUGUGAUAAUAGAGGGUUUAGAGUGUCGAACUAGAACUGAGGAAAUUCAGAUUUAAAAUCCCACUCAGCUAUGAAGCUCACUGGACAAACUUGGGCCAGUCACAAUUUCUUGUAUGUAACCUCACCAGGUUGUUAUGAGGAUAAAAUUGGGAAGGGGUCUGCUGCUUUGAGCUCUUUUGAGGAAAAAGCAAGACAUAAAUAAGGUUUUGUUUGUUAUGCUAUCUAUUUUUGUGUCUUUAUAUUGUAAACUGCCCUGUGAUCUUCGGAUUAUGCUUUGGUGUCAGAGAGAGAGAGAGAGAUUUAUAACAGGUCAGUGGAACCCUACAAGUUUUGCAUACCAAAGGUCCCAGGAUCAGUCCCAGAUAAGGCUGUGGAAAAUUUCUGCCUGAAAGCCUAGAGAGAUGUUUCUAGUCAGUGUCAACAAUAUUAUGCUAAAAUGACCAGUGUUCUGGCUUGGUCUAAGGCAGCUUCCCAUCUUUCUAAGUGGAACCUGAUUCUUGUUGGCCUCUUGUUUUUCAGCAACAUACAGAAAGGAAAGCUUUGCACCAGAAGCUUCCCAGUGCACUCUUGUGUUGUUUGCAGCUAAAGAGUUCAGGUCAAAGGCUGCCUGCUGAGAAGAAGCCCCUGACACCCACAGAACUGCAGCAAUAUUGCAGUUUCUGCCACGAAGUUUCCAUCUCCAGUACAGGGGAUAGAGAGGUUGUUGAUCUAAAGGUGAGGACAAAAGUCAAGGAACAAAGUUUAGAAGUACGCAAACUCAACAAUGGCAAAACAGCAACCUCUUUGAAGCUACCAUCUCAGCAGCAUCGGACAAUACAGCUCAGAGAAAGGAAAGCCACACAAAUGCUAGCUAUUGUUCUUGGUAAGUAUUUUUGCUCCUUUUUAAGAACUGGCUGUGCAAGAAUGAGGACCCAACUGAAUAUUACAUGGCAGACAUAUAUAACAGGUUUGAGGUUUUGUUUUUUGUUUUAACAAAAGCAGCUGCAGCAGGCUACAAAUUUGGUUGGAGGAACCACAGAGAGGAAGAGUGCUUUUAAAAAAUUACACUUAAAAAGCUUGUUGUCUGCAGUUUCAAUGUAAAUCUACAUUUUGCUUUAAAAUAUUUCCCUUCUACUUUCUUUCCUCCUUUAUCAUUAUUUCCAUGUGGCUAAAUAGCCAAGAGGCUCUCAAAGAUGUUUCUUUAGUUAUGUGUGAGGAUGCCCUGAAAAUAAUGGAAAGAACUAUGAAUUGGCUCUCAGGUGGGCAGAUUGAGCCAAAGCCCUUCUGAGCCAAAGUGAUGGUGACAUCUCAUUUUCUUUCUCAUUCUAGGGACUUUCAUAGUCUGCUGGCUGCCAUUCUUUUUGACACACAUACUGAAUACUCAUUGCAAAGCUUGCCACAUCUCCCCAGAGUUGUACAGUGCUACCACAUGGCUUGGGUAUGUCAACAGUGCCCUCAACCCUGUCAUCUACACCACCUUCAACAAUGAGUUCCGUAAAGCUUUCCUCAAGAUCCUGAAUUGCUGA
This is a messenger RNA of Podarcis lilfordi (Lilford's wall lizard), 15024 nucleotides long. The record is from the annotation of a GenBank genome assembly. NCBI's taxonomy places the organism in Eukaryota, Metazoa, Chordata, Lepidosauria, Squamata, Lacertidae.